Varanus komodoensis (Komodo dragon) is the source of this 6985-nucleotide messenger RNA. It is a transcript of the gene DGKD, whose product is annotated as diacylglycerol kinase delta. The record is from RefSeq and is a predicted model, not a curated record. NCBI's taxonomy places the organism in Eukaryota, Metazoa, Chordata, Lepidosauria, Squamata, Varanidae. Gene Ontology annotation, biological process: intracellular signal transduction; lipid phosphorylation; diacylglycerol metabolic process. The coding region runs from base 345 to 3599 and encodes 1084 amino acids. Gene Ontology annotation, molecular function: protein heterodimerization activity; ATP-dependent diacylglycerol kinase activity; protein homodimerization activity. The transcript is spliced from 28 exons.
AAAUCUCUCCGUGCUCCUCCUUAAGCAGACAGCUAAUCGGCUUGUGGAGAAUCGAACAAAAUUCCUGCAAAUUGCCUGAGUGAAGGAAUAAUCCUAUUGAUAUCAACACUGAGUUCUUAGAAACUUGCUUGCUCUGAAGAAGAGAAGACAUAUAUAUGGAUAGAUGUGUGGUUUGGAGAAAUAGUGAAUGUGAGACGGUAACAUUAACGCAAGAGAAGUGGGCUAAGAGACGCUGCUGAAGUUUGCAUCUGCUGUUUAUUAUUAGAGGCCAUCAGGAAUUCAGAUACAUUACAGUUAUUACUCCAUGUCGAAAACUCAUCUUGUGUGCAGAUAACAGAAAAGAAAUGGAAGACUGGAUUGCAGCACUGAAGACUGUACAGAAUCGUGAACAUUUUGAGUCCACCCAGUACAGUAUGGACCAUUUCUCAGGGAUGCAUAACUGGUACGCCUGUUCACAUGCUCGACCAACAUACUGCAAUGUGUGUCGGGAGGCACUUUCUGGGGUUACAUCCCAUGGACUCUCUUGUGAAGUAUGCAAAUUUAAAGCCCACAAGAGGUGUGCUGUCCGUGCAACGAAUAACUGCAAAUGGACAACGUUGGCAUCUAUUGGAAAAGAUAUCAUUGAAGAUGAAGAUGGGAUUUCAAUGCCACAUCAGUGGCUUGAAGGAAAUCUACCUGUGAGUGCCAAAUGCAUGGUGUGUGAUAAAACUUGUGGCAGCGUCCUGCGCUUGCAAGACUGGCGCUGUCUCUGGUGCAAAGCCAUGGUACAUACCUCAUGUAGAGACUUGUUACCAACCAAAUGCCCUCUUGGACUUUGUAAAGUAUCCGUCAUUCCCCCCACAGCUCUCAACAGCAUUGAUUCAGAUGGUUUCUGGAAAGCCACUUGUCCCCCUUCUUGUACAAGCCCUUUGCUGGUCUUUGUAAACUCCAAAAGUGGAGAUAACCAGGGUGUAAAAUUCCUACGAAGAUUCAAACAGUUGCUAAAUCCUGCACAGGUCUUUGAUCUCAUGAAUGGAGGACCUCACCUCGGUUUACGUUUAUUCCAGAAAUUCGACACCUUUCGAAUUCUGGUGUGUGGUGGGGAUGGAAGUGUUGGAUGGGUUCUUUCUGAAAUUGACAGCCUCAAUCUCCAUAAACAGUGCCAGUUGGGAGUGUUGCCGCUUGGCACAGGCAAUGAUCUCGCCCGUGUGCUCGGCUGGGGAUCUGCUUGUGAUGAUGACACCCAACUCCCACAGAUACUGGAAAAGCUGGAAAGGGCCAGUACCAAAAUGCUUGACAGGUGGAGUAUUAUGGUGUAUGAAACAAAGCUCCCUCGUCAAGCAUCUUCUUCUGUGGUUACUGAAGAUUUCAGCGAAGAUUCUGAGGUGCAGCAGAUUCUCUUCUAUGAAGACUCUGUGGCUGCUCAUUUAUCCAAAAUCCUGACAUCUGACCAACAUUCAGUGGUCAUCUCAUCAGCCAAGGUGCUCUGUGAGACUGUGAAGGAUUUUGUAGCUCGAGUAGGAAAAGCAUAUGAGAAAGCACCAGAAAGUUCUGAUGAGUCAGAAGUCAUGGCCAGAAAGUGCUCUGUUCUGAAAGAAAAGCUGGAUUCUCUUUUGAAGACACUGAAUGAAGAAUCUCAAGCUUUGUCGUCCUUGCCAAACCCACCUCCUACCAUUGCAGAAGAAACAGAAGAUGGUGAUGGUUCUGGCAGUGCUUGUGAUUCUUCUAGUGAGCAUUCAGUAGGGUCAUCAUGCACUGCCCGUCCUCAGAUAUUUCAUCCACGUGAGCAGUUAAUGUUGAGAGCCAAUAGUCUGAAAAAAGCCAUCCGUCAAAUUAUAGAACAUGCAGAAAAAGCUGUAGAUGAACAGAAUGCUCAAACCCAAGAACAGGAGAGCUUUCUCCUCAGUCUCUCCACCCCUGAAGAAGGAAAAGAAAGGAAUGAGAAUAAAAUUUCCUUACACUCUUCACAUGCUGACAACUAUGGAAUUCAAAAAGGAAGAAGCCAUCGGAAAGUGAUUAAGUCUCCCUGUGAAAGAUUAAUAAGUAAAGGAAAUUUAUCAGUGGGAAGCUCUGCCUCUCUUCCUCCUCAGACAGGAAACCGGGACAGUCUACCAAUGCUGAAUGCAAAGAUCAUCUAUCCCAAUAUCCGUGCUGGAGCAUCUGGUUCUUUACCUGGAGGUUCUGUCAUCAGCCGAUUGUUGAUCAAUGCAGAUCCAUUUAACUCUGAGCCUGAAAAUCUUGAUUGUUACAUAGAGAAAUGUGUGAUGAAUAACUAUUUUGGAAUUGGACUUGAUGCAAAGAUCUCUUUGGACUUCAACAACAAGCGCGAUGAGCACCCAGAAAAGUGCAGAAGUCGUACAAAGAACAUGAUGUGGUAUGGAGUUCUUGGGACAAAAGAAUUGCUACACAGGACUUACAAAAACUUAGAACAGAAAGUGUUGCUAGAGUGUGAUGGGCGCCCAAUCCCUUUGCCCAGUCUUCAAGGAAUUGCUGUCCUCAAUAUACCCAGCUAUGCAGGAGGCACCAACUUCUGGGGCGGCACUAAGGAAGAUGAUACAUUUACAGCUCCUUCUUUUGAUGAUAAGAUCCUAGAAGUGGUAGCAGUUUUUGGCAGUAUGCAAAUGGCUGUCUCACGUGUGAUUAACCUACAGCAUCACCGGAUUGCCCAGUGCCGGACAGUGAAGAUAGCAAUCCUGGGAGAUGAGGGAGUUCCUGUGCAAGUUGAUGGAGAGGCCUGGAUCCAACCCCCAGGAUAUAUUUGGAUUGUUCAUAAAAACAGGGCACAAACACUAACAAGAGACAGGGCAUUUGAGAACACCCUGAAGUCUUGGGAAGACAAACAGAAGUGUGAGCUGGCCCGGCCCCCCUCUUUUUUGUUGCAUCCAGAGAUUAUAUCUGAAGAAGAGUCCACUCACAUCAAUCAAUUUUGCCGAGCAGCAGGCAUGCUGAUUCACAGCAUUCGUGAAAUAGCCCAGUCUUACCAGGAUAUGGAACAAGAACUUGCUCAUGCAGUCAAUGCUAGCUCCAAGUCUAUGGACAAAGUAUAUGCUAAAUCCAAGUCUACAGAGGGCCUGAACUGCAGUCUUGUGGUAGAGAUGGUGAAUAAUGUUAAAGCCUUGCAUAAUGAGACAGAACUUCUCCUGGCUGGGAAAAUGGCCUUGCAGUUGGAUCCUCCACAAAAAGAGCAACUUGUAGCAGCCCUGACAGAAAUGGACUUUCACAUGAGGAAGCUAGCUAAUAUUCCUUGGCUGUGGCAACUCAUGGAACCCAGUGAUGAAGAGAACCAAAUGCUGGAUUAUUCUAAACGCAGCCGGAGUGGCAAAUUUCGUCUGGUGACAAAGUUUAAAAAGGAGAAAAACAACAGGAAUAAGGAAACUCGUAGCAGCUUGGGAUUGCCGGUUCACCUCUGGGGAACGGAAGAGGUUGCAGCCUGGCUUGAGCAUCUCAGUCUUUGUGAGUAUAAGGAUAUCUUCAUCCGGCAUGACGUCCGGGGCUCUGAGCUCCUGCAUCUCGAACGGAGAGACCUCAAGGACCUAGGUGUGACCAAAGUGGGGCACAUGAAGAGGAUAUUACAUGGGAUCAAGGAACUGAGCAGGAAUAUUCCUGCCAGCGAGGCUUAGCAUCUGUUUUCCGAUCCUGUAUCUAACAUUCCCCCUGAUGUGUGCAGAAGUGAAACCUCACAGAGCAGACUUGCUCAGAAUUCUCUCUGUAGUAAGCCGGACACUAUCAGUGUUCAGUGCUCAUAUCCAACUUUUCACGGUGCUACCUUCUGCUAUGGAAUAUAGCAUUAUCCAAUCCGGUGGCACCUUGUCUUCAAAGCCAGUGUUACAAAGCCAUCAACCACCCCUUCUCCACCUUUACUCAGGCCUGGGCACAUUUGCAUGCUGUACUUUAGCCAGCCCCUAUAAACUAGCAUAUGGACCAGCAACUUUUUCUGGACAAAAGAGCCAAUAUUGAAUACUAGUAUGUUAACACACCUUGUGACCUGAAGACUGCAACAGAUACUAUGAGCUAUGAAAGCACCUGUUACUCAUGCAUACCUAAUGACAAGUAAUAAUUAUUCAGAAGAAGAAAAAUGGAAUUAUAAGCAAGCUACAUAGAGCAACCCAAAGAAAUAACUUAAUUAAAUAUAUUAUCAUACUAUUACUACAUAGCCUUGUAAACAAGUACCAAGUGGAGUCAAAUUAGGAAGAGAUCCUUUCUCAAUCAGUACCGUUUCUGUGGUACCAGAGAAAUGAAAUGACCACUGAUAUAAGUGCAGAGUCUGUUUUAACUCCUCAAGACUGAAAUGGUCUCAUUCUCCUGUAAUGCUAGUAGAUGCCAAAGGGAUGCUGUUGCAUUCUGUUCUGGCUUAAAACAUCAAGUGCCUAGAAGUAUUGAAAGAUCCCAGAAGUGCAUCCAAAAUAGCAUACUGAGCUGACUCUGUAUGACAUCACUGCUCAGUGCAAAAGCCUUUGGUUCUACUUAGUAUAUAAUUAAUUAAAUAGGACUUGCAUUUCUGGAGACAAAGAGGAACCAUCUGUGCACAGGAUUGGGCAGGGUAUAAUAUUUCUUUACUUUUCAUGACUGUUUCUGAACUUUACAAAGCCAGAGCAUUGUUGCUUAAAAUAUAUGCAGCAUUUUCUCUGUUUUAAGAGAACCUCUGCCAAAUUCUACAGAAUUUCUUCUCAGUGUUUCCAUUUAGUGACACCACUUUUGCAGGAGAGAAUGGCAUGGUUUAUGUAUGGAAAUCUACAGACAAAUCUGUAAUAUACUUUACUGAAGAUAUCAUGAACCUGAACUGGCUUUGUUCCACCGUUUGCAGAGAUGUUUUGCCUUAUUGGUAUAGAUUACUCUUACAGUAUUGAAUUCCCUGUACAUAAUGAAGGAUAGUGAAUUGUAAACCACACAGGUAUUCCCAACAAAGCUUACACUCCAGGUGCUUUCAUGUGCUACAGUGCUAAUGAUGGUAUGUGCCACCUUUUGCAGUAGGACACCAUUAAAUAGAAGAUUAUUCCUGCACUUUAUUAUUGGUGAGAAACAUAUGAUAACCUCUUUCAUUUCCUGAUGAACACCUCAGGGAGCAGAAUCAUCAUAUGAAAACUUGGGAGAAGGAUGCAGCAAAAAAGAAAAUUGAAAAUUUCCUAUUCAUUUAACUGUGGAAGAAUUACAGUAAUUGCUUAUGUGCUUCUCUUACAAAUCUCUUGUGGAACCAAAAGAUGUUUUCAUUAUUUGCUCCUGAGUGGAUUGUUUUUUCCCAAAGAGGAGCAGUUUUGUUGUAGAUCCUUGACUUGGCCUGACUGGACUCUUUUUCUGUAUUGCAUUCAGGUGGCAUCACCCUUUGAUACAAAUUGUAUUUGCAAAGAAUUCUGGAUUGUGUAGUUGUGGUUCUCUCAAGGAAUUGUCUUCCUGCACUUAUAUUGCUCCUUCAACACAUCCCCAUGUAUUUCUUUGUAAGGAUCACUUGGCAGCUUGAGCUGGAGGGUUCAGAAGUAUUCAAUUUUUUUUCUGUUGGCCUAGUCACGUGCCUUUGGAUUUACACUCCUAUAUAGAGACAGCUUAGGCCCAGGGCAUAUCAUUAAUAUAUUAAUUGCCACCAGAAACAAGGCAGUUUCCUUCUUCAAAACAGAAAUUCUGGAUCCCAGACAUGAUUUUUAAAAAAUCUAUUAGGCUGGCAAAACCAAUACCAGGGUGCAAUGAGCUGUACCUUCUGGUGUCUUCUAAGCUACUGGUUAUUAAAAAUGUUUUUGUCAGCUAAAGAAGGAGAACAAAUCAACACUGCCAUGGCAGGUUUGGCAUUUUAUCUAGGAGUCAUUAGAGUUCCAAUUAUAUUUUAAUAAAAUAUGACAUGUAAGGCAUUUGGUGACUCUAUUGCCUAGUCAUCAGACAUUUGACAUCUUUGAAAUAACUAGAGUUAGAAAUAAGACAGUGAUCUAUUUUGAGGCAAAGCAUAUUAUUUUAGAUGUUUUGUGCGCAUUUUUCAUGGAAGCACUAGAAUAUUACCUGCUAGUGUUUGUACUAGGUCCAUUACAUUUCAAGUGGAGGUGCGUUGUAAAGAAAUUUACCCAAGAAAGUGCCAGUCUGAACUCCUUUGGAAACAAGGAUUGCUCCAUUUAAUAAUAUUGGGUAAAAUGCAACGUUGCAUAAUCCUAUUUCUCCCCUAACCCUGUGUCCCCCCCACUUUUCAGAUCACCUCCAGAGGAUCCACUUUAAGGAUGUUCUGGGGAAACUGUUUCCUUCUCCAUUCCACUGUCUGGAACUCUUCCAGCAGGAGGAGCUAACAUGGACGUACAAACCAUGGUUUAGUGCACCUUUCAUUCAAGGUUAUAUUUUAGCACCCAAAAUACCCAGCUUCAGCCCUUUGCAGCUGUUAGACACAUAAAGGAAUGUGCACCACUAUCCUAUGCAUGUUUACUCCAGGAAUAAUUCACACUCAGAUAACUCACUUGUAAGUAAGUAUGCAUAGGAUAGCAGCCAAAAUUAUUUAUUAUGUUUAAUUCUGGUGAAUAUAUUGAUAUUUUCAGGCUAGGGACACUCAAGUAUAAAUUCCACUAGUUUUUGCAUCUCUGAUAGGAAUGGUAAAGAUGCAAUGGUACCAGUAUCUCUUGGAAAGGUGUGACCACCUAUAUCAUUUUAAAAUUAUUUUUGAGUAUUAUUUAAAGGUGAACAUAGUAUGUGGUAAAUUAAAGACUGUUUACACAAAACUCCUUGUAUCUUAACAGAUAUUUGUGAUGUAAAGAAAGAAAACGAACAUGGUUUUUAUAAGUCAUUUGAUGUCUGUCUUGUUGUCCAGUGAUGACUGUUCUUCAGGGGUGUUGAAACCAUUCUGAUGAUCUGUCGAGAAUACUGAAGCAUUUCCAUUCUGUACAGUCUUGGGAAGAAGGUUUUGUGCCUUAAGAAUAGAACAUGCUAUUUAUUAUUUUAAUUUAUACCGUGAUGACCAUGGAAACACCUCUUGUAUGUACAUAUUUUGCAGCUGGUUGUUGUAAAUAUAUUGUUCUUGUAUAUAAAGACAAUCUGUUUCUGA